AUGGGUUUUUUUGGAACUUCAAAAGAGGAAGAAUCUAAGCUUAGACAAGCAGUCUUAACAACUUCUGACACAAGACAGUCAUUUUCAUCCAACACAGAGUCAUCUGUUUACGAAACUGCUGAUGAGAUGGACAGUCAAGUGUCACCAAAUAUUGACGAUGUCGAUCAGGAAAAAGACAUUGAAGCAGUCAAUGCUAAUGAAAUCAACCACAAUGAGAACUCAGGUGCUACCAAUGCCAUUUCUCAAGGAGAUGACGACAGUACCGUACAAGAUCACGAAUAUAGUGUGAAUCAAAUAAGUGAUUCAAACGAAGAUUCCGAUGGCUCCAUUCCAAUGAAUUUUUCUGGUGUUGAUGGCGACAAAGAAGAAGAAGAAGAAGAAGAAGAAGAAGAAGAAGAAAACAGAUUGAACAGAGAAUAUACAAUUGAGAGAAUCAAGUCUCAUAAAUCGCUUGAGGCUGCUGCUGAAGAGCAGAUCAAAGAAGAAGAAUCGUUAAUUCAUCCCCAUUCUUCAACUAGUACUACGUUUGACAAAGAAAAGAUCUAUACUGUUGAUGAGUUGCUGUAUGAUGGACCAGAUGAUAAAGACAAUCCACAUAAUUGGCCAAAAUGGAAAAAAUGGAUGAUCACGUACACAGCAGCUAUUUUAUGUCUUGUGUGUUCUUUGGGUUCUUCAAUGUACACCGGUAGUGUUCCAGAAAUAAUGGUGAGAUUUGGUGCCUCACAAGAAUUGUGUCUUGCUGGGCUUACAUUUUACUUACUUGGAUUAGCAUUUGGUCCAGCUUUAUCUGGUCCUUUAUCUGAAGUAUUUGGUCGUAAGCCAUUGUACAUGUUUUCCUUACCAAUUGCGAUGCUAUUUACCAUGGGUGUUGGAUUAGCAAAAAACGUCCGAACUAUUUUGGUGUUGCGUUUCUUUUGUGGGUUUUUUUCCAGUCCAGCUUUAGCGGUGGCAAGUGGUACGAUUUCCGACUGCUGGGCCAUCAACCCUGCGGAACAAUCCUUUGCUGUUGCCUUAUUCUGUUUAUGUCCCUUCUUGGGUCCAGUUUUAGGACCAAUUAUUGGUGGGUUUGCUAGUGAACAUAAAGGUUGGCAGUGGGCCUCUGCUUGGGUGUUAUUGAUGUUUUUCGGUGCCGUGUGGCCAUUCACCAUCAUUCUUCCUGAGACUUAUAAGCCUAUCAUUUUAGCAAGAAAGGCACAGAAGAAAGGCAUGAAAGUGGAAGUGCCAAAAUUGAAUAUUGCUUUUGUUAAGAAAGUUAUCAAAUUCAACUUGUUUAUGCCUUUGAAGUUGCUCAUUGAAGAGCCAAUUGUGCUAGUAUUGUCGGUGUAUAUUUCAUUUAUAUUUGCUGUCUUGUUUGGGUUCUUUGAGGCUUUCCCAGUCAUUUUUAGAGGAGUUUAUCAUAUGGAUCUUGGUAUUUCUGGGUUGCCUUUCAUUUCAGUUGGAAUUGGUUUGUUCCUUGGAGUGAUGACGUAUGUCAUUUUGGACAAAACCAUUUUCUUCCCAAAGAAUCCAGAUGGAUCUCGUGGUAAACGUGAUGCUGACGGUAACUUUAUUUGGGGUGUACCAGAGGAAAAGUUGUUAAACGGUAAAAUUGGAGCACCAUUCUUGCCAAUUGCAUUGUUUUGGUUGGGAUGGAGUGGUAGAAACGACUCGGUUCAUUGGAUGGCACCAACAGCUAGUGGCGUGUUUUUUGGAUAUGGGUUAAUCUUGGUGUUUUUCUCAGUCGUUCUGUACUUUUCCAUGUCAUUCCCUCCGAUUUACGUUGCCUCUGCCAUUGCAGCCAAUAAUUUAUUGAGAUACACAUUGGCAUCUGUGUUUCCUCUUUUCACAGUGCAGUGUUUUGAGAAUUUGGGAAUAGGUUGGGCAGGAUCUCUUUUUGCAUUUAUUGCCUUAGUAAUGGUUCCCGUCCCAUACGUGUUUGGAUACUUUGGUCCAUAUCUUAGAGCAAGAAGUAAGUUUGGUUAUGCUGCUUAUUUCAAGAAAUUAGAAGAACAAAAGGAAUUACAGGCUGCUGCUGAUGCCGAAAGGAAAAAGGCAAGUAAUAAACAAGAACAAUCUGUUAAUAGUUCAGCUGAUGAAGUUGAAAUGACUUUAGAAUCUGAAAAGGCUGUUGCUGAAAAAGUGUGA
This is a messenger RNA of Candida dubliniensis CD36, 2124 nucleotides long. RefSeq names its product Tpo4p (gene TPO4). NCBI's taxonomy places the organism in Eukaryota, Fungi, Ascomycota, Pichiomycetes, Serinales, Debaryomycetaceae. Gene Ontology annotation, molecular function: spermidine transmembrane transporter activity; spermine transmembrane transporter activity. Gene Ontology annotation, biological process: spermine transport; spermidine transport; transmembrane transport. The record is from RefSeq and is a predicted model, not a curated record. The transcript has a single exon. The coding region runs from base 1 to 2124 and encodes 707 amino acids. Gene Ontology annotation, cellular component: membrane.